AUGGUCAAUUAUAGAGAUCGGCCAGGUGCCUUGAGAUAUGGAGCUGCAAUCCCUUUUCCUAAAAGAAACCCUAAAUACAAAAAAAUCGGCACCGCUUAUGGCUUUAUCUAUAUAGUGUCUGGCUUUUUUUGCCAUCAAAUUUCUCUUAUGUUAAAAGAAAUUAUUUAUACACAUCCUUAUUGGCAAGACAGAGUAAUAAUUACAUAGCGAGACAAAAUGAAUAUCAGAAAACUCAACUUUGACUUAAUCAUUGACUCUAAUGCUACUCCAAAAGAGACAAUAAAUGAGAAAAGCAUAUUUUAA
This is a messenger RNA of Blepharisma stoltei, 303 nucleotides long. The record is from the annotation of a GenBank genome assembly. Lineage: Eukaryota; Ciliophora; Heterotrichea; Heterotrichida; Blepharismidae.